Mus musculus (house mouse) is the source of this 1373-nucleotide messenger RNA. It is a transcript of the gene Caly, whose product is annotated as calcyon neuron-specific vesicular protein. The transcript is spliced from 7 exons. The record is from RefSeq and is a predicted model, not a curated record. Gene Ontology annotation, cellular component: postsynaptic endocytic zone; axon cytoplasm; membrane. Lineage: Eukaryota; Metazoa; Chordata; Mammalia; Rodentia; Muridae. Bases 476 to 1189 code for a protein of 237 amino acids. Gene Ontology annotation, biological process: positive regulation of endocytosis; clathrin coat assembly. Gene Ontology annotation, molecular function: clathrin light chain binding.
GGGGACGAGGGGGCCAGCAUGUGUGCGUGGGUGUGCAAGGGUGCAGGGAUGUGAGAGGUGCGAGGAAGGGGGCGGGUGCAAGAGUGUGUGACUGUGCGUCUGUGGGAUGUACGUGCAAAGAUAUGGGUGUAGGGGUUGAGAGUCUAUGUGGGAGUGAUUUGACUGAUCCGAUGUCUGCCAGAGCGGUGGAGCACAGCCAUCUCCUUCCUGUGGUCUCCACUAGAAGUCAGGUUGGCCCCGCUGGCUCCGGUGGAGGGUGGUCAUUAGACCUCUCGGGACAGUUGGGGGCAGCAGCUCUGCUGGCUUGAGGUGGAUGGAAAGGUCCCUAGACCUCAAGAACAACAGCCGUUCAAACUGGAGGCAAACAUCUAUGACCUAAAAGGCUUGGGUGCAAGCAGACCAGGGUGGGCACUGCGGCAGCGUCGUAAGAGGAGAGCACGAGCCCCCACCAAUGUGCACUUCUGUGUGACGCAGCAUGAAAGGGCUGGGACGAGGACCAUCAUCCACCAUGGUGAAGCUAGGCUGCAGCUUCUCAGGGAAGCCAGGCAAGGAAGCAGGAGACCAGGAUGGGGCUGCCAUGGACAGCGUCCCUCUGAUCAGCCCCCUGGAUGUCAGCCAGCUUCAGCCGUCAUUCUCAGACCAGGUGGUCAUCAACACACAGACAGAAUAUCAACUUACCUCUGCAGACCAGCCAAAGAAGUUUGCAGAUUUGGAGGGUCAGAGGCUGGCUUGCAGUCACUCAGAGGAAGGACGCAGACUGCCCACCGCAAGGAUGAUCGCUUUUGCUAUGGCACUUCUGGGCUGUGUGCUGAUCAUGUACAAGGCCAUCUGGUAUGACCAGUUUACCUGCCCAGAUGGCUUCCUACUUCGGCACAAGAUCUGCACCCCACUGACCCUGGAGAUGUACUACACCGAGAUGGACCCCGAACGCCACCGCAGCAUCCUGGCAGCCAUCGGGGCCUACCCACUGAGCCGCAAACACGGCACUGAGAUGCCCGCUGUCUGGGGAAACAACUACCGGACCGCCAAGGAGGAGCAUAAGGGCACUACCCCUGCGGCGAUGGCUGUGUCCACUGCAGCUGCAGCUGCAGCGGCAGAGGGCACCGAGCCGUCAGGGAAGUCUUUGGACACGAGAGAGAAAGAAGACCCGCAGAAGGCGGAGGGCGUGCCAUCCCAGCCCCCCAAGUGACUGUCUGCCCCGUCCCCGCUCCGCCCGUGACUGGGCAUCCCUCACCAGCUACUUUGACAUGCACACUGCCUGACGCUUCUCCACCCAGUGAUUGUGCUCCUGUCCCAAAGCACCCCGCUCAAGUCUCCCACCCCUGGUGGACCUCUGACUCUGUUGCUUUUCUUUAAGUAAAGAUUCACAUCUA